GAGUGAGAAAGAGUAUAAAAUAAAAAGACAAAGAAAAAUAAUUAGACAAAAGUUUUCUCUUUGAGUUAAGCUAAAAAGGAAUAAAGAGAAAGGCGUAAGAAAAAAAAAGAGUGCAAGAGAGAGAGAGAGUGAGAGAAAGAGAAAGAGAGAGAGAGAGAGAGAGAGAGAGAGAGAUAAAGAGAAAGAAUACGGAACUCCAAUGUAUUACGGUUCUCGUUUCGUCGAAGACAGUAAAAAAUGUCGUUGCCACGGGAAUGGAGUUUCCAGGAUUCGUGUAGAUCGGUCGACCGUGCGACGACGACGGUCGGGGGUAGUUGCGGUACAGGAGGAGAAGGAGCAGCGUCACAGGAGAUGGUCAGUACGGCCGUCAUCGACGAAAAUAUGAAUCAACAGAAUCAGCUGGGCUCCUUACUCUCGAUUCAUUCCGCUCCCGUAUUUGAUUUAAGUAAUGGCGUGCCAUCCCCUAAAAGGCCGGCCUCGUUGAUGGUACAAGCCACUGCUACCUCGACACCGGUCGUGCCACCUCAUUUACAAAGUCCACCGGAUACCAUCGAGGACGAGGAUAAUGAAAAUCUUUUAACUAUAUCGAGUUUAACGGCUAGACCGUUGAUAGCGAAAUCGCGUGAAUUACGUUCUUCUAAAACAACAAAUUCGAAAAUAGCGCCGAGCAAGAAAAAGAAGAAACCUAAAAGAAGAGAUACCAGGAAACCAAGAAAUCGUACUUAUGUACCGUUGGAUGGUGGAUAUGGUUGGGUCAUUGUAUUUGGUGCCUUUUUCGUCCAAUUUUGGGUCGCUGGCCUGGUCAAAUCCUAUGGCGUCCUCUAUGUUGAAAUCAUGGAAACGUUUAAGGACUCAUCAGCAUCGGUUGCAUCUUGGAUACCAGCUAUACUUUCUUGCCUUUGUCUCGCCUUGGCGCCUGUAACGAGCAUGCUAUGUCAAAAGUAUAGCUGCCGAACUGUUGUCUUCAUCGGUGGAUUGUUCUGUGCUUUAGGACUUACGACUAGUUAUUUCGCCACCAGCUUGAUACAUCUCUUUUUUACAUUUGGUAUCUUGACUGGCAUCGGUGGUGGAUUAUCGACGACACCAGGCAUCAUAAUCGUUUCUCAAUACUUUGAUAAACAUCGUGCCCUGGCAAACGGCAUAUGCGUAUCUGGCACGGCCGCUGGUAGCUUUGUAUUUCCACUUUUAAUCGAGACACUGGUAAAGAAUUUUGGUUUUCACGGUACGAUAUUAUUAUUGGGUGGAUGUAUGCUUCACGUAUGCGUCAGUGCAACAUUGUACAGACCACUCGAGAAUAAUUAUCUUCCGGAUGUUGAAACUAAUGACGAUGGAUUAAAGUCCGGUGAGAAAAAGAACGAAAGCAAUGGUAGACAGGAGGCUACAAAACAACAGAAACUCGAUCUUCUGUUUGAAUCAGUCAAUGAUCCAACGACUCGUCAUAAUCUUCUUAACGAAUUGUUCCAUCAGAAUAGCGUGAUAGCCGUCGAAUUAACAGACAGUGAUGAAGAAAAGGACGUUAUGGGGGAAGGUCUGAUGAUGAAACCAAUCUCAAAGAUACGAAGCUCAAGUAUAUUGCAUAGCGUCGAAGAUUUAUCGACCGAUUCGACGUGCGUUUACAAAGCUAGAUCAUCUUUGAGAUCUCUUAGAUCUUCCACGACAGUCGUAUGUCCUGUACCGAUACCUCCUAACGAUGUUAUGGCUACCACAACGGAGGAACCCAAAACGAUAAUGCAAAAAGUUGCACGUUACAUCGAUCUUUCAUUAUUGAAAAAUCCACAAUUUAUUAUGAUGUGCUUCUCGGUCAGUCUAAUGUCGACCGGAAGUCCAUACAUGUUAUAUUAUUUGCCAGCUUACGUUCACGCAGCUGGAUAUUCGAAAGCAGAAGCUGGCUAUCUAGUUGCCAUCUCGGCUGCUCUCGAUUUAUGUGGUAGACUUGGAUUAGGUUGGUUAUCUGAUUUGCAACUUUUUGAUCGACGAAAAGGAUACAUUGGAAGCGUCGUCGGGGCCGGUGUUGCAGUCUUAACAAUUCCAAUGGCACAUUCUUUUUAUGUCUUGGCAUGUUCCGUUGGAAUGUACGGAUUGUGCUUGGGGUGUUGGUUUCUCUUAGUUCCCGUCCUUCUUGCUGACCAAUAUGGAACUGAUAAAAUAUCUUCAACUUAUGGAUUGGUCAGAAUGUUUCAAAGCGUUGGAGCAAUUUCUAUUCCACCUCUUGCAGGUUAUUUACGUGAUGUAACUGGAAGUUACACCGUAUGUUUCCUGUGCAUGGGUACAUGUAUGGUAAUGGGAGGUUUGCCUCUUCUAUUGGUAUUUAAUGAAGUAUCAAAACCAACGAAGCUGCCCGUUAAUAAUACUGAAAAUAACAAUUGUCAAGGAGAUCCAAAUGUGAAAGAAUAAAAUAUUUUGCAAGAGUGUGAUAUUCUUUGGAGGAGAGAGAGAGAGAGAGAGAGAGAGAG
Messenger RNA from Vespa velutina, 2453 nucleotides. RefSeq names its product monocarboxylate transporter 12 (gene Sln). Lineage: Eukaryota; Metazoa; Arthropoda; Insecta; Hymenoptera; Vespidae. Gene Ontology annotation, biological process: monocarboxylic acid transport; transmembrane transport. The record is from RefSeq and is a predicted model, not a curated record. The coding region runs from base 238 to 2394 and encodes 718 amino acids. Gene Ontology annotation, molecular function: monocarboxylic acid transmembrane transporter activity. The transcript has 5 exons.